GUGGUACUUUAAAAAGGCAAGCCUCUCACGGAGAGAAGAAAACCGGUCGGAGUUUGCCCGCUGAACGUCUCGUACUCUCUUUCAGUAUGCAGGUGUCUCUAGCGCUCGUGCAGUGCGGCGCGCGGCUGUUGCUGCUGCUGCUGCUACAGGGAUGUUUCACAGCUGCGCACGGAUGGAGAGCUUUAAAAAAUGAUGCUACAGAAAUUAUCCCAGAAUACACAGAGGACACGAAUAGACCCGAGGAGCAGAUACAACUUUCUGAUAACAACACAAUGAACCGAGCUAAGAACGGAGGAAGGAGGUCAUCCGCCAACUCACGCACUUAUGGAGCCUCUGAAGUAAGCUGUCGCGAGCUGCGUUCGACCCGCUACGUUACCGAUGGAUCUUGUCGCAGUGUCAAACCUGUGAAAGAACUGGUGUGUUCUGGUCAAUGCCUUCCGGCUCACCUGAUGCCAAACUCAAUUCUAAGGGGAAAGUGGUGGAGAAGCAGCUCAUCCGAUUACCGCUGCAUUCCUGCACACUCCCGCACCCAGAGGAUACAACUCCAGUGUCCUAACGGACCAAAUCGGACAUACAAAAUCCGUGUAGUCACGUCUUGCAAGUGCAAACGCUACACUCGCCAUCACAACCAAUCGGACGUCAAAGAAUCGCCCUCCAAGAAACCCAGACGCAAUAAGAAGCACCGCAGCAAAGUGCCGUCAGUCAGCAGCAAUUCGUACUGAGGGGAAAAAUUAUACAGACUGAUACAGAAACUGUCUCUUGCACACAUACAAAUACACUUGUAUACAUAUGCACACAUAUUUUUCAGAAACUGCAAUCCUCAAGUUCAAGGGAAGGAACAAACGCGUUAGCUUUAUAACAAACUUGUUGGCGUGCCAACAAGUUUCCAAUGUAUUUCAGAUGUCUCACUGUGCCGAAGUAGUCCCAGUUUGAUCACAGAAUGCCAGCGGACUAAUGGACGCUUGAGUGAAAGACGUAUGCUGUUAUGUGAGAUUAGUUCAGGGAAUGUGAUAGUUCGUGAUAUUCUUGCUCAAGCAGUUCAAUUUGAGUUUGAAGUUCAUUGAAAGGGUAAGCUAACUGCGCAGCGCUCAUUUGAAUGGUUGUGUACCAGAUUUGGAGCAGCGUAUGAUUUGAGCGUCCAGCCGUGUCGGGCCCAAAAGACACGCCGCUGUUGACAGAUCGCUGAGGCCCAGAAUUCUUAACCUUGGUCAGUUUUACCAGCCGACGAGUCCUUUUGAAGGGCCGGGGAGCUGAGCCAGUCACCAUGUGAGUUUCUGCAACUCUGAAACUGAUCAGAACUGGCAGUUACGAGGAGUUCGAAAAGUUGUGUCAGCCCUCCGCGGUCCAAGUCCCUGGAGGUCAAGAACCGCAAACGAUAUUCCUGUGACUUGUCCUAAUUACCAAAUAGUUCCAUUCCUGUGUUUAGGAUUUGAGUCAUAAAAAGCCAUUUCCUCUAGACAUGGUCAGUUCCUGUUUGUUAGCACACCCGAAAAAGAGGCCCACAUGUGUGCAAGAAUCUGCAGCGAUUCCUCGCGGGCAAAGAACCUUUCUGCACCCUCCUUCAAUGGAAACCAUUUGGAGAUAUUCAGCUAUCUGCAAUCGCUAGCAGGUUACCUACACCCAUUACUGAAGUCUUCAGCAAAGAUGUCAUCCUUCCUGUCUCGUGACCGGAAAAGUGAGACAAAUAAGUGAAGCAAACGUUGAAAUUGUGGGCUGGAUGUUGAUUUUACACAGGAUAAGAGAUAAGAAAACUGUUCAACAUGUUCUGCUCGUGACUUCCCCACCUUUUUUUUUUUUUUUUCAAA
Molecule: messenger RNA, 1805 nt
Organism: Labeo rohita (rohu)
Lineage: Eukaryota; Metazoa; Chordata; Actinopteri; Cypriniformes; Cyprinidae
Gene: sost
Product: sclerostin
Exons: 2
Coding region: 87-722 (211 amino acids)
Biological process (GO): negative regulation of BMP signaling pathway; negative regulation of Wnt signaling pathway; ossification
Molecular function (GO): BMP binding
Source: RefSeq, a predicted model, not a curated record